CGUGUCAACACUAAUAUGGGCCUGGCUACCUGUCUCUGUUGGAGCUCCCUGUUCCUUGUAGCUGUUCUUGCAGUUCCACGCUCUCCUGCUAACUCAGGCCGCACACCACCUGUCAAAGUGCGUUUGGCAGGAGUCGCGCGCAGGGACAACGAGGGCCGCAUUGAAGUGCUGCACAACAGUACAUGGGGAACUGUGUGUGAUGACGAGGUUGACAUUAAAUUGGCAAAUGUGGUUUGUAAAGAACUGGGCUUCCGGGGGGCCAUCACAUGGGCACACAGUGCCAGAUAUGGAGAGGGGGACGGGCCCAUUUGGUUAGAUAAUGUGCGUUGUGAUGGUUCAGAGAAAUCGCUGAAAGAGUGCAAGUCAAAUGGAUGGGGCGUCCAUGACUGCAAACACUCAGAGGAUCUUGGGGUAGUGUGCAAUCCGGAGAGAAGGCUGGACCAAGUGGUUUCUGGAGGGUCUAGAAGAAGCCCUCCCUCUAGAAGCAAUGUUACCAACUCAAAUCGGUGGCAUGACAUCUACUCCAAUUCAAGGGCCCCCAGGCAGGGGCAAUUAACCAGACCCCCCUUUCAUGAUUGGACUAGCAGUAAAGUGAGGAUUGAGGAAGUCCGUUUGCGGCCAGUUUUGAUGGCUACGAAGAAGCGUGCCCUAGUGACGCAGGGUGUGGUGGAAGUGAAGCAUGCUGGGAGAUGGAGACAGGUGUGUGACAAAGGCUGGAGUAUGAACAGCAGCAGGGUUGUCUGUGGCAUGCUGGGAUUCCCUGAUGCAGUAAAGCCCAACAUGAAGGCUUACAAAAAAAUAUGGGAUGAAAAGGUUAAGGAUCCAUCUACCAGGCUGAGUUUAAUGGCCAAAAAGAAGAGUUUUUGGGUGGAGAAAGUACAUUGCCUUGGUACAGAGCCUGGCCUGGCCGAGUGUCGUGCCCAACUCUCCAUUCCUCACAGUUCUACCCCAUGUAAAAAUGGACGCUAUGUAGUUGUCCACUGCAAACCAGGACCGCAAUUUUCUCGCAUGUCCUCAGGCAGGCCUCAAGCCCCACAUCCUAUCAAGCCGGCAGUUCGUUUGAAGUCAGGACCUCGCUUCGGUGAGGGCAGGGUGGAAGUUUUGCGUGAAGGAAAGUGGGGAACUGUAGUUGAUCAUCUUUGGAAUCGCGUCUCUGCCAGUGUGGUUUGCAGAGAACUUGGUUUUGGUACUGCCAAAGAAGCUCCUACAGGAGCCUACAUGGGCCAAGGAACCGGGCCGAUUCAUAUGAACUCAGUUCAAUGUACAGGAAGCGAGCGUUCCAUUUUGGAUUGCCAUUUCCAACCAGUCCAGCCCUGGACAUUCAAACAUACUCAGGAUGCAUCUGUCAGAUGUAACGUUCCCAAGACGGGUGUGGAGAGCACAGUGCGAUUAGUAGGGGGCAGAGAUGUAGCAGAAGGCCGUGUGGAAGUGCUAAUGGAGGUUGGGGGCAGGAAGCGUUGGGGAGCAGUAUGCAGUGAGAACUGGGGCAUUAAUGAGGCAAUGGUUGUGUGCAGACAACUGGGCUUUGGCUUUGCUGCACGCGCCCAUCAGGAUACAUAUUACUGGCCUGGAGACCCUAAUGCCCAGGAAGUGCUGCUGAGUGGGACUCAUUGUGUGGGCACUGAAUUGUCCAUUCAGCAAUGUCGCCGAAACAGCAAUGUAUACUGUCCCCGUGGAGGAGGACCCAGAGCUGCCGGAGUAACCUGCUCAGAAAUUGCUCCUGACCUUGUGGUGGAUGCACAGCUGGUGCAGGAGUCUGCCUAUCUGGAGGAUAGACCACUUUACCUGCUCACCUGUGCCCAUGAGGAAAACUGCUUGUCUUCUUCAGCCAGCCGCAUGAACUGGCCUAAUGGUCACCGGCGUCUACUGCGUUUCUCCUCCCGCAUCAUGAACCUGGGUAAAGCUGACUUCAGGCCCAAAGCUUCACGAGAAUCCUGGACAUGGCACCAAUGUCACAGGCACUACCACAGCAUUGAAGUGUUUACACACUAUGACCUUCUCACACUCAAUGGAACAAGAGUAGCAGAAGGGCACAAAGCUAGCUUCUGUCUGGAGGACACGUAUUGUCCUGAAGGACUCCAGAAACGCUUUUCAUGCUACAACUAUGGAGAUCAAGGAAUUUCAGUGGGGUGUUGGGAUACAUAUCGUCAUGAUAUUGACUGCCAGUGGGUUGAUAUCACUGAUGUCAGGCCAGGAGAUUAUAUCUUCCAGGUGGAAGUGAAUCCAUCACUGGAUAUGGCUGAGUCAGACUUCAUGAAUAAUGUAAUUCGCUGUAGGUGUAGAUAUGAUGGUCAAAGAAUCUACAUGUAUGGUUGUCAUGCAGGAGAUGCCUAUAGUGCUGAGAUUGAAGACUUGUUUGAACACCAGCGUCAGAUCACUAAUAAUUUCCUCUGAACCGUGUGCAGACAGUACCCGCUGUGAGCUGUUAAACUAUGGACUUAAAAAAUAUAUAUCAUCUGUUUAUUAUUUACAAACACAUUUCCUGCUUGGGGAAUAAAACAAAAGUCAAAAUGCUGUUUAAUUUUCACCUCAGUGCUAAAUAAUUACUGAAAAUGACUAGAGAAGCAGAUUUAUUUAUAUUCACUGAUUAUUUUGUUGAAUGGUGGUGAAUGGGAGUAAAAACGUCAAACUGUAGUAUAGAUCUCUUAGGAUUACAAUAUUUAGGUCUAGACAUGUAUUAUUCAAAUAUAUCAACUGAAUCUUAUUUACUGGGUUCCAGCACAGUGAAUUUUAUUACACUACGUUCAGUAAUAUUCUUUGAGUGUUGCACUUUAUUUAUUGACCAUCAGUAUUCUCAUAGACACUGCCCAAUCUUUACCACGGGGUCGGAUUAGUGGUCUUUGUUUAUUAUUUUGUUUAAUUGUUGUUUUAUUCAGUAUUUAUCCCAUCAUAUUUUUCCAUUUCUUUUAUUCUUCAUUUCCAUCAAGAUGUUACACCUUAUAAUAGGCAUUGUACAGUACAAAACUGCAAAUUAAUUUAUUUAAUGCUUUGUUAUGCUCAUUUUAUAUUUGAAUUGAUGACAUUUUAUUUUUAUUUAUCUAUAAAUUUAAUACACAUUAUUAUGAUAUGAAGUUAUUGUUUUAAUUCCGAAACAUCUUGAACUAUUUCUAAGCCUUGACCCACCAGAAGCCUAAAGCGCAAGAACUAUGCAAGUUGCAUGCAAAGUGUAAAGCUUUACUUAUGGGAAUUGCGUAUGGUCAAGUUUAUAAAGCUAAGUAAAAAUGACUGGAUGGGGAAAAACAAAAUGUUUCAUUGUGCAGAGGCUUAAUAUCUCAGACCUUCAGCAUAAUAUAAAAUCAUUGUUCUUUCCUACUUUUUUUACAUGGCCUAAAAAUCCACCUUAAAGUAGAGCAAUUUUCUUGAAGGAAGUGUAUAUGUAUUUACUGAUGAUGAAAACAUAUAUUGACGAGUACUGUGUUAUUAUAAUCAAUCUUUGGCCUCUUUGUUACCUCAGUAACUUCCCUUAGAUUACAUUUACUAGCAGCCACUAACUAUAUAAAUAUUUUAAACCAUACAUUGUACAUCUCAAUGGCAUAGAGUUUGUUUUUUUUGUUCUUAAAAGCUUGUAAGUUUAAGUGAGCUUUUCACCAGCUUAUACAAAUUGUCUCUGUGAUACACUUUUACCAUGUAUUGUAGUUAUCGUGUUUUAAAAGGUGCCAAAUGACUCACUGUUAUUUUCUUGUAUUGAUUGCUCUAGGAUUGUUUACUUAUACAUUUUUUUUAAUAAUGUACUCUGAAUCAUUUUUUUUCUCCAGUUGAUAUUUAACUGGGCAGCAUCACACAAUACUGUAUUCCCACUUUAAGGAAGCUGAGUGACUUGAUGGUAUUUGAUCCUCAGUUUACACUUUUUUUGAAACCCAAUCUCUGUCUAAACUGAUCUCAGUCAAAACUAAUGCUCUUUUAUCCCAUGUUCUCUCAGGGAUGAACUGUGUGUGUCAUUGGUUUUGUUCAAUACAAUAGACAAAUAUUAAAGGUUCUGAUGCAUACUGAAACAAUUAGAAAUCAAUAGUCCAAGCUAUUUCAGAGGCUGUUGAUCCUGGUGCUGAUUUCUUUCUUUUUUUUUGUUUUGUUUUGUUUUGUUACUUAUUCAUAAAGGUGGCUUCUCACUGGUAGGUAGUCAUUGCACUACUUUUAAGGUUUAUGCAGAGACUGUGUUCUAAUGUGAAUGGAAAUAACUAAUCAGGUGCAAGUCAGCUAAAUGAAUAAAUUAUCAAUAAAUAGGAGUAUAUUUUUAACCAAAAUGUAUGUUUCUAUUUUGUAGUGGUAAACACAAAGCAACAAAACACACAUGACUAUGUACUGUAUUUAUACUCUUUACCUAUAUCUGGUGUAUUAUUUUGCCUUCAUUUUAAAAAAUGUUUUCAUGUAAAUAUAAUUGUUUAAUUGUCUGAAAAUACUCGCUGCCUCUAUUAAUGUAGUAGAACAGGAAGUUUAUUUAAAGGACGCAGCUGAGAAAACUUUCUAAUGAGUGGGUGGAUUUCAGCUCACGGUUUGCACACUGCUUUGGUGCUUAUCACCCAGCAUCAACAUGCAGGACUGCUAGCAUACUGACACCCACUGUGCUCUCAUUUUACUCUUGCAAACCAAAAGUAUGUUCUGUUUCCAAACAUGUUUGCAUAUGGAAUGCCAAAUUCUCUCCACCCUGCCCUCACUCGACAGAUAAAAAUGUUACAAGGACUUUGUGACCAUGCACAAUGCAAAUAAACACAUGGGAAGAUAAA
This is a messenger RNA of Tachysurus fulvidraco (yellow catfish), 4721 nucleotides long. RefSeq names its product lysyl oxidase-like 4 (gene loxl4). Gene Ontology annotation, biological process: peptidyl-lysine oxidation. The record is from RefSeq and is a predicted model, not a curated record. Gene Ontology annotation, cellular component: membrane. Bases 16 to 2394 code for a protein of 792 amino acids. Gene Ontology annotation, molecular function: protein-lysine 6-oxidase activity; copper ion binding. The transcript is spliced from 14 exons. Lineage: Eukaryota; Metazoa; Chordata; Actinopteri; Siluriformes; Bagridae.